This is a messenger RNA of Manduca sexta (tobacco hornworm), 1388 nucleotides long. Its product is annotated as trypsin, alkaline C-like. The coding region runs from base 116 to 1345 and encodes 409 amino acids. Gene Ontology annotation, biological process: proteolysis. Lineage: Eukaryota; Metazoa; Arthropoda; Insecta; Lepidoptera; Sphingidae. Gene Ontology annotation, molecular function: serine-type endopeptidase activity. The record is from RefSeq and is a predicted model, not a curated record. The transcript has 4 exons.
GCAUUAACUAGAUAGUUAUGAUAAUAAAGAUAAAAACUGCAUAAGCAGACUUAGUAUAAAUAGUGGUAAGCUUGUGCUGUCGAGUUAGUCAAUAGUCGCAGUCUAAGACGGCAAGAUGGCGCUUCAUCUGCUCGUGGCUCUGGUUCUCCUUGCAGGGACCGCCCACAAUUCCUUUUCCCCCGAAAAGUCCCUGAUAGACAUCAAUUGGGAUGAUAUUCUUGCUGCCAUACCUGGCCUUGUUGCCAGCAUCCAAGAAAUCAUUGCAGGAAUCGAAUUGGCCAAUAUUCUAGAAGCGAUACAGAACAUUAUAAGCAAUAUUCCUGGAAUUAUCGGAAACCUUCCUGGUAUCAUCGAAAAUCUUCCCGGCAACCUCCCUGAAAUUAUUGGGAACCUGCCUGACAUCAUCGGUAGCUUGCCCGACGUCAUUGGAAACCUUCCCGAAAUCAUUGAAAACAUUAACUGGGAUGCUAUCCUAGACCACUUGCCCAACAUCGACUGGCCUUCUGUAGUCGAAAACUUACCUGACAUCAUUGCCAACCUUCCCGAAAUUAUUGGCAAUCUCCCCGACAUCAUUGAAAACCUUCCUGAUAUCGACUGGCCCGCAAUCAUCGACCUCCUCCCCGAUAUCGACCGUGACCCUGGUGUAAUUAGCCACAUCAGACAACACCCCAGUCUUGUCCAGAUUGAAGUUGGUUACAGCAGCAUCUGGCUUAUGGGCUGCACUGGUAGCAUCUUGAACACUGGUUACGUCCUAACUGCUGCUCGCUGCGUCUCUGGCCGCUUGUACGACCCCCGUAUACGCCGUGUCAGGGCUGGCGCCAACAGCCGCGGUGGUGACGGAGCUGUCUUUCCCGUUAACUUUGCCAUUGCCCACCCUAGCUUCGGUGGCAAUGGUUUCGACGGUGACAUUGCUCUUGUCAGAAUCUUCGGCGUCUUCCAAUACGGUCCGAACAUCCAACGCGUUGGUAUUACCAGCCAGGGUGUCUUCUUCCCUGCUGGUGUCCGCGUGCUCAACGCAGGAUGGGGAUCCACUGCUCAAGGCAAGACCAUCUCCAACCGCGAACUGCACAACGCCGACCUUCACGUGGUGGAUAACCACCAGUGCAGAAACAAGUACGCUGAUUUCCCCAUUCCGAUUACCGUCACCCACAACAUGAUUUGCGCCGGCCGCGCGCGCUCUGGAGGCCGUAUGGCUGACCUGAGGGACGCUGGAGGUCCUCUCUACUACGACGGCACAUUGGUCGGAGUGCUGAGCUUCGGUCGCUACUUCCUCCGUGACGAAUACCCCGUCGUCGCCACCUCUGUCAGUUCCUACACGAACUGGAUUGUCAGCAAUGCCGUCUAAUUGUACUAAAUGUCUUAUCUAAAGAAAUUUAUUUAAUAAAUUA